GAAAAAACUAGAAAAUUGUUCUGGGUUCUGUGAUUUCCGAAACCUCCUUGAUCAAAUCUAUGACAAAUCUAUGAUCCUUUCACAACGUGGUUUGUGCGAAUUUGCUUGUGAAAUUUUUAAUCUUCCAAAAGAGAAGUAUUAAGCAGCUCCAAGAUGCAGUUGUGCUUCCGUGGUCAAUCCACUCAUUAUAUUGAGUGUGAGGGAACAGAAACCGUUUCUCAAAUCAAGAAUAAAAUUGCUGCUUUGGAGAACCUGAAUGCUGCCGAAAUUUCUCUGUUUGCUAGUGGUAAACCAGUUUCUGAUGAAGAUACUCUUGAUUUGUUUGCCAACACAGAUAUAGAAAUAUCUGUUGGUCUCUUGGGAGGUAAAGUCCAUGGAUCCUUGGCCCGUGCAGGUAAAGUAAAAGGACAAACUCCCAAAGUUGAGAAGCAGGAGAAAAAGAAGAAGAAGACUGGAAGAUGCAAGCGAAGGAUUCAGUACAAUCGACGAUUCGUUAAUGUUGUGGCCACAUUUGGUCGUCGUAGAGGACCAAAUUCAAAUGCUGCUUAAUAUAAUUUGUAAAGAUUAAUAAAAAGUGAUAUAAGUUUCGA
This is a messenger RNA of Coccinella septempunctata (seven-spotted ladybird), 590 nucleotides long. RefSeq lists its product as uncharacterized. NCBI's taxonomy places the organism in Eukaryota, Metazoa, Arthropoda, Insecta, Coleoptera, Coccinellidae. Bases 154 to 549 code for a protein of 131 amino acids. Gene Ontology annotation, cellular component: cytosolic small ribosomal subunit; ribosome. Gene Ontology annotation, molecular function: protein binding; structural constituent of ribosome. The record is from RefSeq and is a predicted model, not a curated record. The transcript has 4 exons. Gene Ontology annotation, biological process: translation.